Messenger RNA from Cloeon dipterum, 908 nucleotides. RefSeq names its product TBC1 domain family member 25-like. The record is from RefSeq and is a predicted model, not a curated record. The coding region runs from base 156 to 908 and encodes 250 amino acids. The transcript is spliced from 4 exons. NCBI's taxonomy places the organism in Eukaryota, Metazoa, Arthropoda, Insecta, Ephemeroptera, Baetidae.
GUGUGGCGACACUAGCGCCACCACUACCAGUUUGAUUUUUCAGUCGGGUGUCGGGUCAGUCCUCUGCGUGUGAAGUGAAGAUCUGGCUCCGCAGUGGUUUCUUCGGGUGUCAUGAGCUAAAUGAGGGUAUUGGUGACAUCGUGGCCUUCUUGCUGAUGGCUGGGCUCUUCGACUAUAGCAAGGAGGCCGUUCGGGUCAAGGCCAAGAAAUGCGACGGCGACGCAGAGCCCGAGUGGAGGAAGUUCAGCGUGGACCCCCAAAUCACCACCUACGAUGUCCUGCGUUCCAUCCUGGCGAAGGCGUUCGAACUGCGCAGGGACUUUUCCGUCAGCUACAGAGUCAUCGAUGACUUGGGUCAAGAAACGUUUCUUCCCUUGCUCUCGGAUUGGGACCUCGAUGCUGCUUUCCUUGGUGCCUGCGAUCCGUGCCUCAACCUUCUGAUUGACGUGACUGGCGCCGAGGAAGCAUGGGAGCCCGAAGAGCCACCGGUGAGCGUGAUUAAGAGUCUGAAACCGCUGCUGAGACUGGGCAAGCCCAAGGCGGCGCAGCUGCAGGGCCUGUUCAAGAGCCAGAUGGAGCGUACCUUGGGCAUGGUGCAGCGUGCCCUGAAGCCUGAGGAGGCACCCGACUACGACCCGGAGCCGCCUGAGGAGGCGCCGGUUGACGACGUUUGCUUCCGCAGCUUUCUCGAUCCUCUUGGCACGCUUGAGGAGCCGAGAGCAAUGCGUGCCGCUGUCUUUGCGUCUGGAGUUGAGCCUUCCUUGCGCAAGGUAGUCUGGAAGCACUUGCUCAAUGUCUACCCUGAAGGUCUCAAGGGCAAGGAGCGGAUAGAGUACAUGCGCCAGCGUCAACAGCUAGCAGUACAAUGCGCUCAAGGACGAAUGGAUGAAACAGGCGGUGAGAGCUAA